AUGGCAUCACAUGUUGCUACUCUACAAUUAAAAAUUUGUGGUCUCAACGGCAGGUUUUUUGACAAAUCGCUUCUGAUGGAUGUUAUCUUUGAGAAAUGGUCUUUGCAAACAAAAAUUAUCACAGAUGUCUGCAAACCUAUUUUAAUAUUAAGAACUCGUUUAAUACAGGUAAUAAGCUUACAUUUGCGGCUGUAUCUCGGUGUACUAGCACUGAGCUUCACAGAUUGUAUCCUUUUCACGCAAUUUUGUAGCAUAACAAAUCUACAUGCAGCAUUUUACAGGGUUCGCUUCACAGAUAAGCUUUUUAGGAGUGGUCAAACAAACCUUAUGACUGCAGGAUAA
Vavraia culicis subsp. floridensis is the source of this 342-nucleotide messenger RNA. RefSeq lists its product as uncharacterized. Bases 1 to 342 code for a protein of 113 amino acids. The transcript has a single exon. NCBI's taxonomy places the organism in Eukaryota, Fungi, Microsporidia, Pleistophoridae. The record is from RefSeq and is a predicted model, not a curated record.